AUUUUUAUUUGUAAAAAAUUGUAAAAACCAUGUAUCAUUUGCCUUCCACGUCGCAGUUUUGCGUAGAUACAUCAUGACAGAAUACAUUGAAGUUAGGGGUUGUAAUGAAGUCGUAAGGUGAUACAAUCUGGAAAGGUUCAAAGGCUGUGAAAUUUACAGAACAUCGGCCAGAGUGAAGCUUUGAACAUAUAUCUUGAUAGUUAAACAGCAGGCACUGCAAACACCAGCUGUACAACAUCCCGAUCCUGUCAACAUCCGCUCUUCAUUUGAAAAUUUCAAAGAUUUUAAGUGUAGCUUUUAUUUUGGAGAGUCAGACCGGACACCGCAUGACUUGCGGUAUCUACCUUGACUUCCCUGCUUGGCUCUGCAAAGGACACAAUGCGUUUUCCCAGCGAGGAGCCGGCGGUGUGUCGGAGCUGACAACAGAUGCUGGAGCUUCGCUGCAUCACAGAUGUGGAGCAAUUCGUGGAGCCCCAGAUCCUGAGCGGACCAUGGGGCCGACAGGGCCUCUGCUGCCGCUGCUGAUCGGACUGCUGUGGUGCCGCUGCGCCCCGCUCUGUGCAGCAGUCUGCAAAGAACAGGCAGAGAUCCACACAGAGAGGAGGGGUGUUCUCUACAGCCCUUCUUGGCCUUUAAAUUACCCACCUGGCCUCAACUGCAGCUGGCGCAUCCAGGGAAGUCCAGGAGAGGUCAUCACCAUCAGUUUCCGUAACUUUGACCUCAUGGAAUCAGGAGGAUGCAUCGGGGACUGGCUCCUGCUGACGCCGACGUGGAGCGGAGAAUCCAGGCUGUGUGGUUCUGUGCUGCCUCCUCCUUUUAUUUCCACCAGGGGGCGCGUUUGGCUCUACUUUCACUCUGGGACCAACAGCUCAGGGCAAGCCCAGGGGUUCCGUCUCUCCUACAUCAGAGGUCACCUUGGUCAGAGCAGCUGCCAGUCAGAUGAGUUCCUGUGUGGGAAUGGGAAGUGUCUUCCUCGUUCCUGGAAGUGCAACGGGCAGGAUGAAUGCGGUGAUGCCACAGAUGAACACGGCUGCUUCCCGCCUCCUACUGAGCCCCUUCCCAGCCUCUGCCCCCUAGGCUCCUUGCCGUGCACGGAGGCCCAGACCACCCGCUGUCUGCCUCCGUCCCUUCUCUGCAACGGAGACCGAGACUGCCGCGAUGGAAGCGACGAACUGCAUUGUCCAGACACCACCUGUGGCAAGCGGCUGGGGAACUUUUACGGCUCCUUUGCCUCACCUGACUUUUUCCACGCUGACCGAAACUCUGUGACCGAGCUGCGGUGCUCCUGGCUGCUGGACACUCAGGACCCCAAGCCCAUCAUGCUGCAGCUGGACCUGCAGCUGGGACCUGGAGAUUCCCUCCAUGUGUAUGAUGGCCUGCUGCAGCGGGCGGAGCAUCUCUUACAGCUGUUGUCACACCAUAACAACCGGCGGCCGGCGCUGCUGGAGUCGAGCCGGGGCCAGAUGAGUGUUCUGUACAUGGCGCAGCCCCACAGCCCCGGGCGUGGCUUUAAUGCCACGUAUCAGGUCAAAGGUUACUGUUUUCCCGGCGAGCAUCCCUGCGGCAGCGAGCAGGGCUGCUACUCUGACCAUCAGCGCUGCGACGGAUACUGGCACUGCCCGUCGGGUCGUGAUGAGGAGGCCUGCGCGAUGUGCCCAGAUGGGGAGUUCCCAUGUGAAGGAGGCACCGGUGCAUGCUAUGCAGCGUCCGAGCGCUGCAACAACCAGAAGAAGUGUGCGGACGGCUCGGACGAGAAGAACUGCUACGACUGCCAGCCCGGGAACUUCCACUGCGGGACCAACCUGUGCAUCUUUGAGACGUGGCAGUGCGACGGCCAGGAGGACUGCCUCGACGGCAGCGACGAGAGGGACUGCCUGGCCGCAGUGCCCAGGAAGGUGAUCACAGCAGCCCUGAUUGGCAGCCUGGUCUGCAGCCUCCUGCUGGUCAUCGCUCUAGGCUGUGCCCUCAAACUGCACUCACUGAGGAACAGAGAGUACAGAGCUUUCGAGACUCAGAUGACUCGGAUGGAGGCGGAGUUUGUUCAGAGAGAAGCUCCUCCUUCCUAUGGUCAGCUGAUAGCCCAGGGUCUCAUUCCCCCCGUGGAGGAUUUCCCAGCGUACAACCCCACCCAGGCCUCAGUGUUGCAGAAUCUCCGUUUGGCUAUGCGCAGGCAGAUCAGACGUCACUCAACUCGACGAGCCUCCUCUUCCUCCUCUCGAAGGCGUCUCGGGAAUCUGUGGAGUCGGCUGUUCCACACUGCAGGUCGAGCCAGAUCCACUGCACCGCUGGAUCCAGUUGAACCUGCACAGGUCACACUGGGGCUCCACAGCUACCAUACUGUGACAGAGGAGGGGCCUCUGGGUGGGGCCAUUUUGGGAGCCCGUGUCCAAGAUGAGGCUGAGGAAGGAGGCUUUUCAAACGCCUACAGCUCAGCUGUGGUAGACCUGCAGGCCAGCGCGCCUGAGAGCCCUGCGUCUCCUUUGUCCCUCCACUCAGUGAACAGUUCGGACCCAGAGGAACUGUCGCCUGUCAGCUGCAGGGAUGCCGGUGUUUCCCAGUCUGAGCCACCCACCCCUCAUGCAGCCUCUGCACCACCCUGCCCCCACCGGCCGUCGAGAAAAUUAGUUCUGGAACUUGCAGUUAACCUAAAGGGUGUUUCCUUAAAACGGUACGCACCUUUGGGACCAUUUUCCCCCGUGUCUCACCCUUUGCUUGCAAGUAGCUCUCCAAUACAAUCAGCCCCAUUUCACCCUGAGGGUUCAGAGGUGACGUCACCCUCUGGGCCCAUGUCUUCUUUAGAGGAAGCAGCGGAAUUUGACAGCCAUUUUUCUGUGGACGUGCCAAGUGGGGAUAGGAGCAAUGCGGAUGAGAUGAAUACAGAGGGAGCAAGCUGACUCAGCAGAUUCAAUACAGUGAGGAAGCUGUAGACUCAGGGAGGGAAGUGCCAAGACAUAAACAACUCUCAGUGGGAAGACCUGAUAUCUGCUACACACAAGUGUCCUUCUAUUAUGUCUACAUCAGAUUGAGAGCUUUCCUUUUCACACACAGAAGAUACAGACCCAGCUGAAUAUUACCCCAGUUAAUAUUCUGAAUUUAUGCAGUGUGUACUUGUACAUAGGGUUGCAUAUGAUGUGCAUAAAACAGUAAUGUGUGUUGUAAAUCUCUUUGUGAAGCUCACUGGGGAACUUAAUGUUGACUCUUACGAUGCAAUGCAUAGAAACAGCCCUGAUCCACCUGUUUGGCCAACACAAAGAAAAUCUACCUAACAAGCCAAAACAGCUUUUGUGUCAUUACCCAGAGCCAUUAUACACCGCUACUGACUGUGAGCCCUGGAAACCUUUUUCCUUCCCAUUCAUAAGAUGUUAUUAUUGUAUGGCAUUUUUAAUAUGUCUGCCACAGUUAAGAAUGAAGGUGGGGUUAUUUAUGACUUCCGUUUAUUUAUUAAAAAGGUUAAACUUAGUUAUUUAUCAACCAAUAAAAAUACUACAUUCAUUGUAAAUAGACAGUUAAACUUUGCCUAGUUACUCAUAUUGUUUUUAAAGAAAAUACAAUUGCAGUGAUUUUUAUAGGACUGGUGUACUUUCCAUUGUUCCUGCUGACAAGGAACAGCAGAUAUAAUGUACAACUGUUUUUAAAUAAACAUAUUUUGCAUUCCCAUUUAAUUUAGAUGAUUAUCUGAAUGCAUUUCAGAUCCAGGUUAAGCCUGACAUUCUCAUGAUGUUGAUGAUUAUAGUUGAAAUAAUCAUAAAUAAAUGUUAUUAUUUAUUGUUAAUUUGUGAUGGAUCACCUUCAGCUAAAAUCUGGAAUAAAUGGCCCCUACAUUUAGUAAUAAAUAUCAAGUAUACCAAUGUAAUAUAUUUUUGCAGUAUAUUGUGCUCUUUGUAGAGUAACACAUGUAUAACGGGCUGGUAAAUAAGUCAGGAUAUGAGUUAGCUAGCCAACCUUCAUUCGGCUGCUUCAUGGACAUGCUGUAUGUAGCUUAACAACUGUACAGUAGUGUUGAAACAGCUUAGUAAGAGUGGUGGGUGGAACAGCCUUUAGUUUCAAAGCCAUGACUGUUCUUAUUUUUCAUAAUCAAAAAUAUUUUAGCCAAAUUUGUCUUUCCUGUAAGCAAGGGAAAAGUACAAGAGCCUUUUCAAGCCAGCUCUGUGGCAGUGUGCAGCAACAGGUAGGGGAAGAGGAGUAGGGGAGAGUGGGUAAGUUGAGCCGCCCCCUGUAUCUAGGUAAGGGUACACAUUUGUUGUCAUGUGACCAUAAAUUCUGCAGGCACCCUCCAUCUUGCGUUCCCUGUGAUUUAUAUAAGCAUGUUGUAACAUGGUAAAUAUGUAUGUAAGUCCUUUACUAAAAUAGUUUUUGCUUGUCAAAGUAAUUUUUUACAUUUAGCUAAAUUGGCUGUGAAAGCUAAUUUAUCUAGGUUUAAAAAUGUAUAUUAUACAUGUUGAUGAUUUACUAGCAUAUUAAACCACUUAAAUUAUUUAGCUAAAGAUUAGCUUGAAUUGCUAAGCUAGGUCGUUUUUUCUGAAGUGGUGGCUGUGGGGUAAAGUAAGCCAGAUGCCUUGGAGUAAGUUGAGCCAGUGGUUCAAGUUAUCCCACCAUGAAGCAUGAGGAACAUUAUGUCUAAAAUGUCAAAAUGUUUAUUUUAGUGUCAUAUUACAUAGCUGUUUGCUUUCUUCCUAAUAUUUUACACAUUUUAGUAAAGUAAUCAUGCCAAGAAAAUACAGCAGAAAGACAGACAGGGGUCAACAUCCCAAGAGGAAAUGGAAAGAACAGGUGCUGAGGUGAAGGGAGGAAAGAAGUGUUUUUUCAGAAGAGCAGCAGCAAAAAAGAGAGAGAUUGACAGGUCAACGGUGUGCUGAUUUUAAAAAAAGAAGGAAGGUAAAGUAAGUGAAAACUGGGGUACAGUUGGACAGCAAGGGCAAAGAGAGUCUUCACAGAGGAGAUAGAGGAGCUUGCAGACCAUAUCAAAGAUCUUGCUGACCAGUUCCAUGGCCAGAAUCCAAAGAAAUGCUGUGAAUCUGCAUUUGAAGUUUCAGACAGAGACAAGAUACCUGUCCCCAAUAACUGAGAAGAGAAUCGUUGUACUGGUAGGGCGUUAUGCGCCUUUUCUACUGGCUCUAUUUAGGCCGCACGGCUCUGCUCCACUCAGUCUCACUCUACUCGGCACAGAACCUGUUGUGUUUCAGUUGACCCACUGACAGAUGGAGCUAUGGCUUGAUGCCCCGCCUCCAGCCGUCAGUGCAGUGCGCUGUGCUGUGCCGCUAUUGACGUUACUGUGUGUCAUUGUCACAUUAAUGUAAUCUGCGUAAAACGAUAAAAAUUAUAAAUAAAUAAUUAAAACAUAAAUAAAUGAAAUACAAAUAAUGUUUGUAUUGUAUAUGCAAGAAUAUCUUAGAAAUAUUUUUUUUCAUGUAUAAAAUAAUCCCGUACUUGUACUCGUCGUCUUCCGCUUUAUCCGGGACCGGGUAAAGCGGAAAAAAUAAAAUAAUCCACUGGGAUAAUAAUAAAGCUCAGGGGUUUUGAUGUGAGUGGGGGUGGCAGGACAAACAGGGAAGAAAGACGCUGCUGUCUGGACUGGUAAUGCUCCAAAGUUUGCAUUAAGAAGCUACAAUUUUGGGCUUUAUGAGGAAGUUUGCACAGGCUGGUUCGCUUAGGGGCUGUCAGUACAUUUCCGAACCCAACACUCAUGGUGGUAUUGUUUUAUGUUUCGGGGGAAAUGAUCAGCUGAUAUAGCGCACUGCCUACGUGUAAUUCAGAAAGCUUUUCUUUCAGCCUUCAGGUGUGGAUUAUUAUUUUUAAAUAGUAAAAUUACAUUUCGGUUUAACCUGCUCUGGCCAUUGUGGUCCUUAAUAUUAUUGUAGCUGCUUUUGAGAUUUAAUAACUUUUCCCUGCACUAACUCCUCAAAAACCUUCUGAUUUCUCCUGGUCCCAGGGCCAAUCACUGAACAGCAGUCUGUUCACGUCACAUGUAGCCCGGUCAUACCUGCUCAGGAGCAUGGACGAAAAACCUAGGUACCGGUACUAAAUAGAGCCAGAGGAAUAGGGGCAUUAGAGAGCAUAUAUAGGUCAACAAAAGUUAACUGUUUUUAUCAUGUAGGCUAAUACAGUAUCCUCAGGUCAAUUUACCCCCUGACAUGUCUCAACUUACCCCUAAGCUGGGGUAAAUUGAGCCACAACACCACUUUCUUUGAAGAAGUCAUUUUUUUCCCAUAUGUCAUGGAAUCAUUUGUAGCAUUUCCACUGAUGGAAAACAUCCUGAAAUAAAUGUAGACAUUUUUGUUUUACUUGUGUAUCACUUUCCCUUGCCUAGAGGACAUCAUAAGUAAAAAAUUGGUCAACUCACCCCACUGUCCCCUACUUUGCUACUCCAUGCUCCACACAGCCAGAGAUAAACCGUGGUCACUCCGGCACAUUUUUGGAAGCUAAUAAAGAACUUUAGUUUAACCUUCACUGUUUGACACAUGGAUAUUUGUUGGUUUUAAAUGACCAAAACACUCACAGUCUCCUUGAACUAAAUUAGCCAAUGUGAGCGUCUCAGCCACAUGAUGUUUCUAUUUUUAAUGACUAGCUGGCAGCUAGCUUAGCUUAUAGACCGGAAGACUAGAUUUGCAAUGGUCUGCUUCUUUUUCCAGUCCAUGUGCUGAUCUAAGUGGAUACUUGCUGUUGCGAUAUUCAUCAACAUAAUUUAUCAAUAUUAGUUAUAGAUAUUAUAGUUAUAUCAGACAAUAUUUGUGUGCAAUGUCCUUUAGCAAGUUUGCUUAGUACAGAGUUUGGAAAGUGAAGAAAUGGAUAAAAUAUUGCUGCUGCUUUCUGUUUUCAUUCUUUGCGUUUGGUUAAACUAAUGGCUUUUGGUUUUAUAUUUUAACAUUUAAUGUUUCCUUGAGAUAUUAUUUCACCUCUUGUGCAACGUGACUUGAAGCCAGUUAAAAAAGGCUGUUUUUUUUCCUGGUUUUGAACUUUGUACUAUGCUAAGCUGCUACAGGCCUUAUAUAACAAUAAUUGGGUGUUUUUUUUAUUAAAUGUAUUUUAACCCUUGUGCAAUAUCUGUUAAGCAAGCAACAGUUUCAGUCUGUAAGAUGUUAUCUGUAUUUUCUUCUUCUGGCAAAUAACUUUUCAACAAAGGUUUGGGUUCAGCUAAUAAUUGUAGCUUAGUAUUAUUAUUUGAUACGUCAUGAGAUUUGAAAUACCAAAAUUUGGACAAACAUUAAGAUCAAAGAUCAAGGAUGUUGCCUGUAAAUAGGUUCAUCCACAUGACCUCUUGUUUGAAAAAUCCAGACUGUAUCUGUUUGAGCCUCUGCUCUGAUUUCGACUAAAUGCAGUCAAGUCUUGAUGUGAAUCAAUGGAGACGAGCACUAUGGAUCCAAGUCUGUUUGCUGAACAGACUCUGCUUGAGGAAAUGUUUAACUCAUUUUCUAUUAUGAGACAUUAAAGAGAAUAACUCUAUUUUCAGUCUUCA
Girardinichthys multiradiatus is the source of this 7453-nucleotide messenger RNA. It is a transcript of the gene lrp3, whose product is annotated as low density lipoprotein receptor-related protein 3. Bases 327 to 2894 code for a protein of 855 amino acids. Gene Ontology annotation, cellular component: plasma membrane. The transcript is spliced from 7 exons. The record is from RefSeq and is a predicted model, not a curated record. Lineage: Eukaryota; Metazoa; Chordata; Actinopteri; Cyprinodontiformes; Goodeidae. Gene Ontology annotation, molecular function: protein binding.